Molecule: messenger RNA, 1059 nt
Organism: Coprinopsis cinerea okayama7#130
Lineage: Eukaryota; Fungi; Basidiomycota; Agaricomycetes; Agaricales; Psathyrellaceae
Exons: 1
Coding region: 1-1059 (352 amino acids)
Biological process (GO): mRNA cis splicing, via spliceosome
Cellular component (GO): U1 snRNP; U2-type prespliceosome
Molecular function (GO): protein binding; RNA binding
Source: RefSeq, a predicted model, not a curated record
AUGACGGACUCACCUGUCUCUCAGUCCCCCGAGAGCCCAAAAGACAUCGACCUCUCUUCCACCAAUGGGUCACCUACUCUGGCUACCGGAGACAGUGCAUCCAAAUUGGAAGGGGCAACCGUUUCCCUUCCGCCUGGCUACCAUCCCAAAGUUGCGAAUGAUGGGAGAGCAUAUUAUUGGGACUAUUACACCCAAUCGUGGAGGUGGACGAUCCCUUCGACGACGAAAGUCACUAACCCUUUUCCCUUGCCUCCUCUGCCGGAUGGAUGGGAAGAGAGGUGGGAUGCGUUCGGUCGGGUUUACUUCGAGGAGCAACAAUCUGGAAAUAAGCAGUGGGCUCAUCCUGCUCUAGGGGCUCGGUGCGGCGAAGGACAUGGAGAAGAUGAGCAGGGCCUGGAGAUAGCGAAGGAGCUUUCGUUUCACCCCGCAACCCAGUGGAGAAGUCGAAUCACCGUCAACCUCGAUCAAAACGGCCAAGGCAUUAUCUCACCCCUUCGCCCUCACAUGCAGCAAACGUCCUCGAGCCUCGCCGGUCGACCCUACUACAUCAACGUCGUCACCGACACAGUGACGUGGCACGAACCCAUUGCACCAGGAUGCGAAACCAUGGAAAGCCCAGACGGUCGUGUGUACUACAUCGACCAUUACUUGAAAACCUCAUACUGGGAGAUGCCUGCGUUCUCAGAGGAGGUUACCGAUCCUUUCCCACUAUCGCCUCUGCCGGACGGAUGGGUUGUCGCACCAGACGAAUACGGCCGCAUCUGCUUUGUAGAGAAGGGGACGGGAAGGAAGAAGUGGACUCAUCCGGGGGACAGUGGAGAUAACGAAGCGGCUUUGGAAAUCUCGCGGAGACUCGGAUUCCAUCCACCAGAGAAUUGGAGGAGUAGAUUGACGAUUGAUUUGGGCGCUGGCAUCAAGAGCGCUGUGUUCGCCGCGGAGACGAGCCCAAGGGUUACCUUCAACUCCGCCACCUCGAAGCCUCUCGCGGGGCGGCCCUACUAUAUCAAUGUUGCCGAGAACUCAGUUACUUGGUCUCGUCCGGGGCGGAAUCAGACCUGA